Messenger RNA from Gavialis gangeticus (Gharial), 4964 nucleotides. RefSeq names its product clustered mitochondria homolog (gene CLUH). Lineage: Eukaryota; Metazoa; Chordata; Crocodylia; Gavialidae. Gene Ontology annotation, molecular function: mRNA binding; protein binding. Gene Ontology annotation, biological process: intracellular distribution of mitochondria. Gene Ontology annotation, cellular component: cytoplasm. The record is from RefSeq and is a predicted model, not a curated record. The transcript has 25 exons. Bases 16 to 4839 code for a protein of 1607 amino acids.
GUGUAAGCUGCAGUCAUGGGAAAUGGCAUUUUUGCCAAUUGCUGUCGGCAUGUCACUGAUUUAAUCGUCCAGACAUGCGGCUUUCGUUCGACCGAUGAAAGAUCACCCCUCCUAGCAAAAUCUCCUGCUGGCUGCACUGCUCCCCCGGAUGUCUCAAAACCUUACGAGUAUGCCAGGCUGUACCCGGACGUUAUUCUCAGCAACGCAUCAAAUGAACAGCUGCAGAAACGGGCAGAAUACGUGCACGACUCACCCAAGGAGUGCAGGGAAGAAGUGGCAAGGGCCUGUGUCAACAGCUGCCUGGAGUUCAGGGCUGCUACUGCAGGCCUCCUGCAGCAGGCACAGGCAUCUUGUGCUCUGGCCGUCCUUCCUGUUGACCUUGAGAGAGAGUCAGAGACGCUGUUAAACCAUGCUCGGCUGCUUGAGGCCUGCCAGGGUUGUGUGAAACUUGAGGACGGUGGCCUGGACUGUAAAACCCGCAACCAGGAAGAGCAUGUGGUACCAGCUGACAAAACAGAUGCAAGCCCUGGAAUGCCGGUGGUUUGGCAGCAAAACCAAGACUUCUUUAAGAGGGAAGAAGCCUUGAAUUUCAAACCCUUAGACAAGUCAGGUGUCCCAUUAGACUGCAGAGCUGCCGGCCCUUACUUGGGAAGCUGUGAUACAAGUGGAUCCUCUGAAUGUAACGCGUCGGGAAAGAUGGAGGAAGUCCAGAAGGCCCAACAAGCAGUCUUGUCACCUCUCCUUCAGGAUGACAGUGCACACCUGACCCAAGUCACUAGCACUUGUUACUUAUCAACUGACCCAGCAGUGUGCCCAGCUGGAGAGUUAAGCUGCAGUCUGUACAGCGAAGGGAGUAUACUGCCAUCGAAGCAGAAGAAGCGGAAGAGGAAAAAGAAGUUUCCUUUCUUAGAGCACCCGAGUGGCAUGACGUUAAUGAAUGGGGAUGGCUUGCAUGAGAGCCUCAAGGAAGACGAGGUCAAGCAGAAUGGCCAUGAGGAAGCUGAUCCAGGGGAUGAUGGAAACGACCAGGAGGUCAUCGUCAUCCAGGACACCGGCUUCACUGUCAAGAUCUGUGCUCCAGGAAUAGAGCCCUUCUCCCUGCAGGUUUCUCCACAAGAGAUGGUGCAGGAGAUCCACCAAGUGCUGAUGGACAGAGAGGACACCUGCCACCGAACCUGCUUCUCCCUGCAGCUGGACGGCAACGUCCUGGAUAACUUCGCUGAGCUGAAAACCAUUGAAGGGCUGCAGGAGGGGUCGGUGCUGAAAGUGGUUGAAGGCAACUUGAAGAAGCAGUCAGAACCUGAGUUUGGUUUUGGUGGUGGGCGGGAGGGUGCUACAAGGAAACAGUGUUCCAUCAAGAGGAUUUUGUACUCAGUAUUGCCAAGGUGGUCUUCCUCCAGCACUCAUCUCCUGUCUGUCCCUGUUUCAGACAGUGGAAAACGGAAGAAGAAAGGUACCGAAAUGGAACAAAUUGACUGCACCCCUCCUGAACAUAUCCUGCCAGGUAGCAAAGAGAGGCCCCUAUGUGCUCUCCAGCCCCAGAACAGAGACUGGAAGCCUUUGCAGUGCCUAAAGGUAUUGACCAUGAGUGGGUGGAACCCCCCACCUGGCAACCGAAAAAUGCACGGAGACCUCAUGUACCUGUACGUCAUCACUGUGGAGGAUCGACACGUUAGCAUCACAGCAUCCACCAGAGGCUUUUACUUGAAUCAGUCAACAGCGUACAAUUUCAAUCCCAAGCCUGCCAACCCCAGUUUCCUCAGCCAUUCCCUGGUAGAGCUGCUUAACCAGAUCAGCCCGACCUUCAAAAAAAACUUUUCAACUCUGCAGAAGAAACGGGUCCAGAGACAUCCCUUUGAAAGGAUAGCUACCCCCUUCCAGGUGUACAGCUGGACAGCACCACAGGCAGAACAUGCUAUGGACUGUGUGAGGGCAGAAGAUGCUUAUACUUCAAGGCUGGGCUAUGAAGAGCACAUACCUGGACAGACCAGGGACUGGAAUGAGGAACUGCAGACCACACGAGAGCUGCCCCGCAAAAACCUGCCAGAGAGGCUGCUAAGGGAACGAGCCAUCUUCAAGGUCCAUAGCGACUUCACCGCAGCAGCUACGAGGGGAGCCAUGGCUGUCAUUGAUGGCAAUGUCAUGGCCAUCAACCCCAGCGAGGAGACCAAGAUGCAGAUGUUCAUUUGGAACAAUAUUUUCUUCAGCCUGGGCUUUGACGUCCGUGACCAUUACAAGGACUUUGGAGGAGACAUUGCUGCCUAUGUGGCUCCCACCAAUGACCUCAAUGGGGUGCGGACCUACAGCGCAGUGGAUGUGGAGGGGCUCUACACAUUGGGGACUGUGGUGGUGGAUUACCGAGGUUACCGGGUAACGGCACAGUCCAUUAUUCCAGGGAUCUUGGAACGGGAGCAGGAGCAGAGCGUCAUAUAUGGGUCAAUAGACUUUGGCAAGACUGUGGUUUCGCACCCCAAGUACCUGGAGCUGCUUGAGAAGACCAGCAGGCCCCUUAAGAUCCAGAAGCACAAAGUCCUGAACGACAAGAACGAGGAGGUGGAGCUGUGCUCAUCGGUGGAAUGCAAGGGCAUCAUCGGCAAUGACGGGCGCCACUACAUCCUCGACCUGCUCCGCACCUUCCCCCCUGACCUGAACUUUCUUCCCAUAGACGGGGAGGAAAUGCCAGAAGAAUGUAAAAAAAUGGGAUUUCCCAAGCAGCACAGACACAAGCUUUGCUGUCUCAGACAAGAGCUUGUGGAUGCCUUUGUCGAACACAGGUAUCUCUUAUUCAUGAAACUAGCUGCACUGCAGCUGAUGCAGCAGAAGGCAGACAAACCCGAGAGCUCCGGCGUGCUGGAAAACGGGGCUACCCCAGAGAAUGGCACUGAGGAGGGCCAGAAAGCUGAACCGGAGGAUAGUAAAAGAGAGGAGAGCGUGACUGGAUUAGAUAGGGUUAAAGAGUUGGCGGAGACCAUUGCCUCUGACGAUGGAACAGUGGAUCCCAAAAGCCGAGAGAUGAUUCGGAAUGCGUGCAAGGCUGUUGGCUCCAUUAGCGACACGUCAUUUGACAUUCGAUUUAACCCGGAUAUCUUCUCGCCAGGAGUUCGUUUCCCUGAAUCCAGCAAAGAGGAAGUGCAGGAUCAGAAACAGUUAUUAAAGGAUGCUGCUGCUCUCGUACUCUCGUGCCAAAUUCCAGGCUUGGUCAAAGACUGUCUUGACCACACUGUGCUCCCGAUGGACGGCGCCACGUUAGCAGAAGCUAUGCACCAGAGGGGCAUCAACAUGCGCUACCUAGGCAAAGUUGUCGACUUCAUCACCAACACCCCUGCCCAUGCACAGCUGGAUCACGUCUUUAAAAUUGGACUCGGUGAAUUGAUCACUCGAUCAGCCAAACACAUCUUCAAGACGUACCUUCAGGGUGUAGAGCUGUCGGGCUUAUCGGCAGCCAUCAGCCACUUCCUCAAUUGCUUCCUAAGCUCCUUCCCAAAUCCAAUUGCCCAUCUUCCAGCUGAUGAGCUAGUCUCCAAGAAGAAGAACAAGAAAAGGAAAAACAGGAACCUUGGAAAUGCUGAUAACACUGCAUGGGCUAGCAUGACCCCUCAGGAGCUUUGGAAGAAUAUUUGUUCCGAGGCAAAAAGCUACUUUGAUUUUAACCUCAAAUGCGAAAGCAUUGAUCAAGCUGCAGAGGUGUAUAACCUGCAGAAAAUCAGCCUUCUCCGAGAGAUCUCCCUCAAAACUGGAAUCCAGAUCCUGCUGAAAGAAUACAACUUUGACAACCGGCACAAACCCACCUUCACGGAGGAGGAUAUUCUCAACAUCUUCCCUGUAGUGAAGCACGUAAACCCCAAAGCCUCUGACGCUUUCCACUUCUUCCAGAGUGGACAAGCGAAAGUACAGCAAGGUUUCUUGAAGGAGGGCUGUGAGCUCAUCAAUGAAGCCUUAAACUUGUUUAACAAUGUGUAUGGUGCUAUGCAUGUAGAAAUCUGUGCCUGCCUCAGGCUGUUAGCACGCCUCAACUAUAUCAUGGGAGACUAUUCAGAGGCCUUAAGUAAUCAACAGAAAGCGGUACUGAUGAGCGAGAGGGUCCUGGGCAUUGAGCAUCCCAACACAAUCCAAGAAUAUAUGCACCUUGCUUUGUAUUGCUUUGCAAACAGCCAGCUCUCAACAGCAUUAAAUUUACUGUACCGUGCACGCUACCUCAUGCUGUUGGUAUUUGGGGAGGAUCACCCAGAAAUGGCACUCCUGGACAACAACAUAGGCUUGGUGCUCCAUGGAGUUAUGGAGUAUGACCUGUCCCUCCGAUUCCUGGAGAACGCUCUGGCAAUCAACUCCAAGUAUCACGGCUCCAAGUCUCUGAAGGUUGCACUGAGCCAUCACUUGGUAGCCCGAGUGUACGAGAGCAAGGCAGAAUUCCGGUCGGCUCUCCAGCACGAAAAAGAAGGCUACACGAUCUACAAAAACCAGCUCGGAGAACAUCACGAAAAGACCAAAGAAAGCUCCGAGUACUUGAAAUACCUGACGCAGCAAGCCGUGGCUCUUCAACGCACAAUGAACGAGAUCUACAAGAAUGGAUCCAACGCUAACAUUAUGCCACUUAAGUUCACGGCUCCUAGUAUGGCCAGUGUUCUGGAGCAGCUCAACAUUAUCAACGGGAUUCUCUUCAUUCCACUAAGCCAAAAAGACUUGGAGAACCUGAAAGCCGAGGUGCAGCGGCACCAGCAGCUCCAGGCGGCCAUCAGGAGCAGCGAACAGCUGGAGCCAGAGGACAGCAUCUCUGAAGAGAGAGAGACUGAGACCAGCACACCUUCUGCCGAGGUCCCCCCAGCACAGGACUCUGCUUAAAGUGUACCUCGCUUUUAAAAGAAACAAAUAAGGUUUAAACCAUCCUUUUCUGAAUCUGACCCAGGGUCUUGGACUCCCCUGAGGCAGCUUCUCCCUUUUUUUUUUUUUUUUUUUUUUUUUUACAA